This is a messenger RNA of Triplophysa rosa, 5242 nucleotides long. Its product is annotated as mucin-2-like. Lineage: Eukaryota; Metazoa; Chordata; Actinopteri; Cypriniformes; Nemacheilidae. Bases 41 to 5242 code for a protein of 1733 amino acids. The record is from RefSeq and is a predicted model, not a curated record. The transcript is spliced from 10 exons.
ACAAAUCGCACGGAUCUUUAUAAGGACAAUUACUCUUUUGAUGCGCAUGGUUAUGAGUUUGAACAAAGAUAAAGGCAGGUCCUUUAUUUCUAAAUAUAAUGGCAGAAGGAAAACUUUCCUCACCAUAUUGUGUGUGUGGUGGACUGUUUGUGGAGGAACAGCUACCACAACAACAGCUCCAACAACCACAACUGAGGCCCCAACUACCACAACAAUAGCUCCAACAACUACAACUGAGGCUCCAACUACAACAACAACAGCUCCAACAACCACAACUGAGGUUCCAACUAGCACAACAACAGCUCCAACUACCACAACAACAGCUCCAACAACUGAGGCCCCAACAACCACAACAACACCUCCAACUACCACAACAACAGUUCCAACAACAACAAAUGAGGCCUCAACUACCACAACAAUAGCACCAACAACUACAACUGAGGCUCCAACUACCACAACAACAGCUCAAACAACCACAACUGAGGUUCCAACUACAACAACAACAGCAGCACCAACAACCACAACUGAGGCUCAAACAACCACAACAACAGCUCCAACUACCACAACAACAGUGCCAACAACAACAGCUGAGACUCCAACUACAACAACAACAGCUCUAACAACCACAACUGAGGUUCCAACUACCACAACAACAGCUCCAACUACCACAACAACAGCUCCAACAACCACAACUGAGGCCCCAAGUACCACAACAAUAAUUCCAACAACCACAACAACAGCUCCAACAACCACAACUGAGGCCCCAACAACCACAACAAUAGCUCCAACAACUACAACUGAGGCUCCAACUACAACAACAACAGCACCAACAACCACAACUGAGGCCCCAACUACCACAACAACAGCUCCAACAACUACAACUGAGGCUCCAACUACCACAACAACAGCUCCAACAACCACAACUGAGGCCCCAACUACCACAACAAUAGCUCCAACAACUACAACUGAGGCUCCAACUACAACAACAACAGCUCCAACAACCACAACUGAGGCUCCAACUACCACAACAACAGCUCCAACAACCACAACUGAGGCCCCAACUACCACAACAACAGCUCCAACAACUACAACUGAGGCUCCAACUACAACAACAACAGCUCCAACAACCACAACUGAGGCUCCAACUACCACAACAACAGCUCCAACAACCACAACUGAGGCCCCAACUACCACAACAACAGCUCCAACAACUACAACUGAGGCUCCAACUACAACAACAACAGCUCCAACAACCACAACUGAGGCUCCAACUACCACAACAACAGCUCCAACAACCACAACUGAGGCCCCAACUACCACAACAACAGCUCCAACAACUACAACUGAGGCUCCAACUACAACAACAACAGCUCCAACAACCACAACUGAGGCUCCAACUACCACAACAACAGCUCCAACAACCACAACUGAGGCCCCAACUACCACAACAACAGCUCCAACAACUACAACUGAGGCUCCAACUACCACAACAACAGCUCCAACAACCACAACUGAGGCCCCAACUACCACAACAACAGCUCCAACAACUACAACUGAGGCUCCAACUACAACAACAACAGCUCCAACAACCACAACUGAGGCUCCAACUACCACAACAACAGCUCCAACAACCACAACUGAGGCCCCAACUACCACAACAACAGCUCCAACAACUACAACUGAGGCUCCAACUACCACAACAACAGCUCCAACAACCACAACUGAGGCUCCAACUACAACAACAACAGCUCCAACAACCACAACUGAGGUUCCAACUACCACAACAACAGCUCCAACAACCACAACUAAGUCCCCAACUACCACAACAACAGCUCCGACAACCACAACUGAGGCUCAGACAACCACAACAACAGCUCCAACUACCACAACAACAGCUUCAAGAACCACAACUGAAGCUCCUACCACAACAAUAGCUCCAACAACAACAGCUACAACUACCACAACAACAGCUUCAACAACCACAACUGAGGCUCUAACUACAACAACAACCACUCCAACUACCACAACAAUUGCUCCAACAACUACAACUGAGGCUCCAACUACCACAACAACAGCUCCCACAACUGAGGUUACAACUACCACAACAACUGUUCCAACAACUGAGCUCCCAAUAACCACAACGACACCUCCAACUACAACAACAAUAGCUCCAACAACCACAACAACUGCUCCAACAACAACUGAGACUCUCACUACCACAACAACAGCUCUAACAACCACAACUGUGGCUCCAGCAACCACAACAAAAGCUUCAACUACCACAACUACAGCACCAUCAACUACAACAAUAGCUCCAACAACAACAACUCAGGCUCCAACUACCACAACAACAUCUCCAACAACCACAGCUGAGACUUCAACUACCACAACAACAGCUCCAACAACCACAACAACAUCUCCAACUACCACAACAACGGCUCCAACUACCACAACAACGGCUCCAACUACCACAACAACUGUUCUAAGAUCCACAACUGGUACACCAACAACAACAACUGAGGCUCUAACUAUCACAACAACAGCUCCAACAACCACAACUGAGGCUCCAACAACAACAACUGAGGCUCCAACUACAACAACAACCACAACAACAGCACCAACAAUUCCAUCAAUAGCUCUAACAACCACAACGGAGGCCCCAACAACACCUCCAACUACCACAACUACAGCAUCAUCAACUACAACAAUAGCUCCAACAACAACAACAACGGAGGCUUCAACAACAACAACAACAAUAGCUCCAACAACGGAGGCUCCAACAACUGAGGCUCCAACUACCACAACAACAGCUCAAACAACCACAACUAAGGACCUAACUACCACAACAAUAACUCCAACAACAAAAACUGAGCCUCCAAAUACCACAACAACAGCUCCAACAACCACAACUGAUGGUCCAACUACCACAACAACAGCAGCUCCAACAACCACAACUACAGCACCAUCAACUACAACAAUAGCUCCAACAACAACAACUGAGGCUUCAACUACCACAACAACAGCACCACCAACCACCACAAUAGCUCCAACAACCACAACAACAGCUCCAACAACCACAACAACACCUCCAAUUACAACAACCACGGCUCCAACUACCACAGCAACAGUUCCAAGAUCCACAACUGGGGCUUCAACAACCACAACUGAGGCUCCCACUACCACAACUACAGCAUCAACUUCUACAACUGCUCCUAAAUCUACAACUGAGGCUCCAACUACCACAAAAAUAGCUCCAACAACAGCCCCAGCAACCACAGCUGAGGCUCUAACAACCACAACUAAAGCAUCAACUUUAACAACAGCUCCAACAUCUAAAACUGAGGCUCCAACUAUCACAACAACAGCUCCAACAAUCACAACUACAGCACCAACAACUAAUGAGGCUCCAACAACCACAACUACAGCACCAACAACAACAACUGAGGCUCCAACUAUUACAACAACAGCUCCAACAAAUACAAGUGAAGCUCCAACUACCACAACAAAAGCUCCAACAACCACAACUACAGCACAAAUAACUCUAACUGGGGCUCCAACUACCACAACAACAGCUCCAACAACCACAACCGUUGCUUCAACAACCAAAACUAUGGCAACAACUGCAUCAACAGAAACAAGCAUAACGACAUCAACAACUCCAUCUACAGCUCCAAGAACAACAUUGUCACCGACCACCACAACUGUUUCUGUGACAACACCACCAUCACACACAACAGCAAUUCCAAAACUACCAACCACAGCUGAAAAAACAAGCACAGAGUCUCCAAUAACAACCACAGCUGCAUCAAGCUCUACAAUAAAGGCUACCAUGAAAACAACAGUCCGUCCAACCACCACAACUAUUUACCAGUCAGGUACAAAAACAUCUCCAACAACUACAACUCUUCCAAGACCUCUAAGUACAGCUGCAAAAACAGAGACUGAGUCUCCAGCUGCUCAAGCUUCAAUGACAACAAAUAAUACAACAACCUUAAGUAUGACUGCAAUCACAACAACAAAAAGUGUCCCUCCAACUUCUAGGUUGUUCACAAGCACAACACCUGAAACCACCAUGAAAGUCCCAACAAAUACAACUGGAACAACAACACAUACAGCAGCACCCACAGAAACGGAUCUAACGACAUUAACUACAAAAAUGCCUUACAAAACUACAACUUCAACGAAAACAGUCCUAACAACUACAGCAAUCCCAGUGACUUCCCUGACUUCUAAAAACUUGCCAAUAACUUCUUCAGUUACAGGCAAAAGUGUACCCUUAACCACAACAUACAUGACUGGCAUUACCACAAAUGUUGCAACAUCCUUAUCUCCAAUCACUGAAUAUUUGCCCACUGAAAAUUCAACCCUUGCCACACCCAUUUUACCUUUAACCAACACAAUUGGUUCAGCUGAAGUCAUAACAAAACUGCUGUUCAACUCAACAUCUCCAGUUCCUAGUGAAGCUAUGGUCCUCACUGCUAUCAGCAAACUCCAGAACUCUAGAGAGUCAGAACUUCACAAAUCAGUAAAGGUGGUGAAUAUCACAUACGAACAAAUCUCAGAGACCUCUUAUGCAGUCAUCUUUAUAUUUACUCUGAGUAACAUCAGCAUGCCAGAGGACCCAGAUCUCAGAAACAGCACUUUUGAGCAUGUGCAGGACAUGAUCAAUGAUGCGCUAAACAUUCUUCUGAAUGAGCCUACCAGUAAGAAGAUUGAACCCAGUUUCUCAAACUUUACGAGCAUAUUAAACCAAAUCAAUGCCAAUGUGGACUACACCUUCCAAGACAGCGAUGAGAAACGACCUGUGAGCUUCCUCAAUGAGCUCCGUUCACUGAUGGGACUGACCACUACAACAGUGCCUCCACAGGCAAGCGUCUUCCCUGUGACAUCUGUACUGGAAACAUCUGGUUCAGCAGUGGUGACAAGCAGACUAGUGUUCAACUCCUCAUCUCCAGUCCCCAGUGAAGAUCUGGUGCUCAGUGCCUUCACCACUCUGAGAAACACCAGAGAGUCACAACUCAAUGACACAGUGAAAGUGGUGAAUGUCACCUUUGAAAAAGUCUCGGACACCUCAUAUGCUCUCAUCAUCACAUUUUCUCUGAGUAACAUCAGCAUUCCACAAAACCCAGAACUCAGAAACUACACUUUCAAUAAAGUGAAAAAUACAGUCAACAAAGCGGUAAAUAUUCUUAAUUCAUCCAAUCAAAGAGUUGUAUCCGAUGACAAUCCUCCCUGGUAUUGA